GGGCCCUUUUCGUUGAGGCAUGUGCCGGAAUACAGAAGGAACUUACUGAGAGUAUAAAGUUGAAAACUUGUUAGCUCUGGUGAACCCCAAAUACGGAAUACCAAGAGAGUGAAGCUAGCAGAAGGAGAUGGCGCAAGGAGGUGGAGCAAAGCAGGUGAAAUUGGAACGAGAGAGCGAACUUAGAAUCGAAGUGGGCAACGACGCGCCUCUCAAGCUUCGGCUGCUCAAUGGCACAGCCGAGAUCUUUGGCACCGAGCUUCCCCCUGAAAUCUGGCUCACCUUCCCACCCAGGCUCAAGUUUGCUGUUUUUACUUGGUAUGGAGCAACAAUUGAGAUGGACGGCAGUACGGAAACCGAUUACACCGCUGAUGAGACCCCAAACAUCAGUUAUGUAAAUGUGCAUGCCGUACUGGAAGAACGGAGAAACCGUGCUAAAGCCUCGCCGCCUGAUGACUCCAAUUCUUCUCAGCCUCAGGGCCCGAGGGUGAUUGUUGUGGGACCUACAGAUUCUGGGAAAAGUACCUUGUCCAAAAUGCUUCUUAGUUGGGCAGCUAAGCAGGGAUGGAAGCCUACUUUUGUCGACUUGGAUAUUGGACAAGGAGCUAUAACAAUUCCCGGAUGCAUUGCUGCUACUCCAAUUGAAAUGCCUAUUGAUCCGGUUGAAGGAAUUCCUCUUGAAAUUCCCCUUGUUUAUUUCUAUGGGCACACAACUCCUAGUAACAAUGUAGAUUUAUACAAAGUACUUGUGAAGGAGCUUGCUCAAGUGAUAGAGAGACAAUUUUCUGCUAAUGCUGAAUCUCGAGCUGCUGGAAUGGUGAUCAACACUAUGGGAUGGAUAGAAGGUCAAGGCUAUGAGUUGCUUCUUCAUGCAAUUGAUACAUUCGAUGCCAAUGUUGUCUUAGUUUUGGGACAGGAAAAGCUUUGCAGCAUGCUCAGAGAUGUACUAAAGAACAAGCCCGGUGUGGACGUUGUUAAACUUCAAAGAUCAGGGGGUGUUGUAUCCAGGAAUGCGAAAUUCCGUCAAAAAUCCAGGAGUCAUAGGAUAAGGGAAUAUUUUUAUGGCCUUGCAAAUGAUCUGAGCCCGCAUUCUAAUAUCGCAAAUUUCAGUGAUUUAUCUGUCUUUCGAAUUGGUGGCGGGCCACAGGCCCCACGUUCAGCUUUGCCAAUUGGUGCAGAGCCUGCCGCAGAUCCUACAAGAUUGGUGCCUGUGAAUAUUAACAGGGAUUUGCUCCAGACGGUUCUUGCUGUUUCAUUCGCCAAGGAUCCUGAUCAAAUUAUUUCUAGUAAUGUUGCUGGGUUUAUUUAUAUCACAGACAUUGAUCUUCACAGGAAGACAAUUACAUAUCUUGCACCAUCUGCCGGCGAUCUUCCAAGCAAAUAUUUGAUUGCAGGAAACUUGCCAUGGCUUGAAACAUGAAGUUGAUGAUUGAAACCCCCAAAUAGUUUGUUCAGGUUGACUAUGACUUGUAUUGUAUGGCUUACUGGUGAAAUGUAGAUUACUGAUUUAUGUAAGGAGAGUGUAAGGCGUGAACUACCUAGCAAGGGAAAGUUAGUUGAUGAAACCGAAAAAAGGGUCUGAUGAGCAUGUUCUAGGGUUAAUGAUGUACUCAUCUUUCAUACCGUUCGCACAAAGUAAUGGAAUUUGUGAAAUUUCAAUGCAAACUGCGUGCUUCUU
Molecule: messenger RNA, 1675 nt
Organism: Prunus mume (Japanese apricot)
Lineage: Eukaryota; Viridiplantae; Streptophyta; Magnoliopsida; Rosales; Rosaceae
Product: protein CLP1 homolog
Biological process (GO): mRNA 3'-end processing; tRNA splicing, via endonucleolytic cleavage and ligation
Cellular component (GO): nucleus; mRNA cleavage factor complex
Molecular function (GO): polynucleotide 5'-hydroxyl-kinase activity
Source: RefSeq, a predicted model, not a curated record